This is a messenger RNA of Piliocolobus tephrosceles (Ugandan red Colobus), 1925 nucleotides long. RefSeq names its product kelch like family member 35 (gene KLHL35). The transcript has 6 exons. The coding region runs from base 1 to 1743 and encodes 580 amino acids. Lineage: Eukaryota; Metazoa; Chordata; Mammalia; Primates; Cercopithecidae. Gene Ontology annotation, molecular function: protein binding. The record is from RefSeq and is a predicted model, not a curated record.
AUGCGGCAAGGCCCUGGGCCGGAGGAGUCGGAGCCGGGCUGCGAGGUGCCGUGCGCGGGCCCGUGCCACGCGCAGCGCGUGCUGCAGACCCUGAACACGUACCGGCGGAGCGGUACCCUCACCGACGUGGUGCUGCGCGCCGGCGGCCGCGACUUUCCAUGCCACCGCGCGGCGCUCAGCGCGGGCAGCGCCUACUUCCACAGCUUGUUCGCGGCCGGGCGGCCCGAGCGCGGCCAGGCAGUGGUGCCGGUAGCUCCCGAGGCGCCAGGCACAAGCCCGGCCGGGGCGGCGGCGGCGCUGGCCGUGGUGCUCGACUACGUGUACGGAGCGGGCGUGCGGCUGCGCGAGGAGGACGAGGCGGCGGCCGUGCUAGCGCUGGCGGAGCGGCUGGGCGUGGCAGGCCUGCGCGAGGCCUGCGUACGCUUCCUCGAGGGCAGCCUGCGCGCAGCCAACAGCCUAGCGCUGCGCCGCCUGGCCGCCGCCUUCUCGCUGGCUCCGCUGGCCGAGCGCUGCGGCCGCGUCGUGCGCCAGGCUUUCGCCGAGGUGGCGCGCCACGCCGACUUCCUGGAGCUGGCGCCCGACGAGGUGGCGGCGCUGCUGGCUGACCCUGCGCUGGGCGUGGCGCGCGAGGAGGCUGUGUUUGAGGCGGCCAUGCGCUGGGUGCGCCACGACGCGCCGGCCCGCCGCGGGCAGCUGCGACGCCUGCUGGAGCACGUGCGCCUGCCGCUACUGGCGCCCGCCUACUUCCUGGAGAAGGUGGAGGCGGACGAGCUACUGCAGGCCUGCGGCGAGUGCCGCCCGCUGCUGCUGGAGGCCCGCGCCUGCUUCAUCCUGGGCCGCGAGGCCGGUGCGCUGCGGACCCGGCCGCGGAGAUUCAUGGACCUAGCUGAAGUGAUCGUGGUCAUCGGCGGUUGCGACCGCAAAGGUCUCCUGAAGCUGCCCUUUGCCGAUGCCUACCACCCAGAGAGCCAGCGGUGGACCCCACUGCCCAGCCUGCCCGGCUACACUCGCUCAGAAUUCGCCGCCUGUGCUCUCCGCAAUGACGUCUACGUCUCCGGAGGCCACAUCAACAGUCAUGAUGUGUGGAUGUUUAGCUCCCAUCUGCACACCUGGAUCAAGGUAGCCUCUCUGCACAAGGGCAGGUGGAGGCACAAGAUGGCAGUUGUGCAGGGGCAGCUGUUCGCGGUGGGUGGUUUCGACGGCCUGAGGCGCCUGCACAGCGUGGAGCGCUACGACCCCUUCUCCAACACCUGGGCGGCCGCCGCGCCCCUCCCGGAGGCCGUGAGCUCAGCGGCGGUAGCGUCCUGCGCGGGCCAGCUCUUCGUGAUUGGGGGCGCCAGGCAGGGCGGCGUCAACACGGACAAGGUGCAGUGCUUUGACCCCAAGGAGGACCGGUGGAGCCUGCGGUCACCAGCACCCUUCUCAGAGCGGUGUCUCGAGGCCGUCUCCCUUGAGGACACCAUCUAUGUCAUGGGGGGUCUCAUGAGCAAAAUCUUCACCUAUGAUCCAGGCACAGAUGUGUGGGGGGAGGCAGCUGUCCUCCCCAGUCCUGUGGAAAGCUGUGGAGUCACUGUGUGUGAUGGGAAGGUCCACAUCCUUGGUGGGCGGGAUGAUCGCGGAGAAAGCACCGAUAAGGUCUUCACCUUUGACCCCAGCAGUGGGCAGGUGGAGGCCCAGCCAUCCCUGCAGCGCUGCACCAGCUCCCACGGCUGUGUCACCAUCAUCCAGAGCUUGGGCAGGUGACUCAGAUUUGGACAGCCUGAGCCAGGAGGCGGAGAGGCACGCGGAGCUCAGGCGCACACUCUGCUCCCUCAUGGCACCUCCACACAAACAGCCCUUCACUUAACAGUCUCUUUUCUUGUAGAAAUAAAACCUUGUUGGGUCUGUGUUCCAGCUGCAGUCUGCCCUGACUGAGAUGGAAUGUC